GACAUCUACUCUAUAUCUUAAAAGCCGAAAACUCCCAAUCAUUGGUACUCAUGGCGCUUGGGAGUCUAUCAAUAUGAGUUUCGCAGCAAGAGGCAAUGGUCCGUUGCGUCGCUGGGUAUCUUUAAGUGGAAGGGCACCCCGAUCUGUUCGCCCUUCCUCUUCCCUAUCAGAGCGCUUUCACCAAGAGUUAACGACGCGCCGGUUGCCUCUUAUUUAUGACUAUUUAUCCCCUCAACCUUCUCAUCUUCUGAACUUAUCUCUUGUCGGAUAUGUUCCUGAACUGGCUCCCGAGACGUCCCUUGGUGAUGCUGGCGGGAUUCUCCCACUGAUCAGCUCCCCCUCCCGUAUGGCUGUCGGUCAUCACUUGGUGUAUUUUCCGCCCCAGGUGACAUUGUCGCAGCUCCUACCGGACGGAACAGAUGUUUUACAUACACCCGGAGAGCCAUUUAAUAGGCGGAUGUGGGCCGGAGGUCGAGUAAGGUUCCCUCAACAAGGAGGUCCACUACUCGACGGCAGACGCGCAGUCUGUAUUGAAGGUAUUCGAGAUGUCAAGGUUAAAGGACUGGACGGGCAAGAGAAGAUCUUUGUCGGUAUCGAGAGACGGGUCGCCACAGUAGGAGAACAAGAGACCGAAGAGAAAAUCAGAAGCCGGGUCUGGCAAGCCAGCGAAGAGGACUUCGGAGACGCAGAGAUCAUUGAGAGACGAGACCUAGUCUUUUUGCGAGAGAAAACACCGGAACAAUUACAGAACGAUAAGGCUUCUUUCUCCAAGGGUGGUAGGAUCGUAAAGCCGCCUUCAGAUCCUGAACUCAGCUUUAAGCUCAGACCAAACAAGGCGUUGCUGUUUCGCUACUCAGCUCUUACAUUCAAUGCUCAUUCUAUUCAUCUCGACAAGUCCUACGCUCAGGAUGUUGAGGGAUAUCGCAAUCUACUCGUCCACGGACCAUUGUCACUAACUUUACUUCUCACUGUUCUUCGAUGCCAUUUAUACAAGCUGGGGCGUGUGAUCAGGGAUAUUGAAUAUAGAAACCUUGCCCCUCUCUAUGUAUGUGAGGAGAUGACUAUUUGUGCGAAGCCUAAGCGUGGCCUCGACACGAACCAGUGGGAGGUAUGGAUUGCAGGUGAGGAUGGGGGACUCACCGUCAGAGGAACCGUCCGCACAAGUGAACUAUAGAAGCAUACAUUUAGAAUUUCACAAGUGCAGCCUGAGAAUAUUAUCGCAGCUCGACUCUUCAAAAUGCUACGAUACUCCCAUGGUGUUGUAUACAGAAGCAAUAAACACACCUUUCCAUUCGAGUUCCCCUGACUCCAAUAAAUCAGAGUGAUACUAUAUAUUAUGGAUAUUUAUUUCUUUCCUCUUCGUACUUCCGCUAGUUACAUAUACCUGGAGUUUCAUUGCGAAACUCUUCUCCUUUAUCUUUUUU
Paecilomyces variotii is the source of this 1424-nucleotide messenger RNA. RefSeq lists its product as hypothetical. The coding region runs from base 74 to 1174 and encodes 366 amino acids. Gene Ontology annotation, cellular component: mitochondrion. The record is from RefSeq and is a predicted model, not a curated record. The transcript has 2 exons. Gene Ontology annotation, molecular function: (3R)-hydroxyacyl-[acyl-carrier-protein] dehydratase activity. NCBI's taxonomy places the organism in Eukaryota, Fungi, Ascomycota, Eurotiomycetes, Eurotiales, Thermoascaceae.